GGCGACAACUCUAACCGGAAACAAACAGCUGUUGGGAACCACAGAUGAUGUAGCAGUGUUUCAUCAUUUUGGAAGAUAGAAGAUGAAUUCAGCUCCGUUAUCAAUGGUUUAUAGAUGUGAUAAACAGACAUCCAAACUUUCCCAACAGCUGAAACAUUUCUACAGCUGUGGUGAAUUCUGUGAUGUUAUAUUAUACUCCAAAAGUUCACAGAUUCAUGCCCAUCGACUAAUUCUAGCAGCAUUUAGCCCUUAUUUUUACCAUUGCAUACACCGAAAUACAGAUAGGAGAAAUAUAGCAGAAAUUCAGCUGAGAAGUUAUGAUGAUCGAAUAGUAAAAUCUAUCGUAGAUUUUUUCUACAAUGGAGUAAUAACUGUUGAUUCUGAUUCUGCAGAACAGAUUUUCUCUCUUGCCAAUACUCUUCAAGUGAAAGAAGUAGAGAAGUUGUGCUUAACCUUUUUAAAUGCACAACAGUCUUUUGCUUCUGAGAUUGAAGACAGAAAACCACAUUUUGACACCGAGAUUGGACGUUACAGCAUUGUUGAGCCCUCUAAAGUUGAGAGUUCUAGCCGUUCAAGUCCAAGAACUAGUCCUAGUGUAUCUACCUCAGGAAGACCACUGUCAGAUUCUGGAUCGAUAGAGACAGUGGAUAGUGAUGUUGUUAAUAUCAAAACUGAAGUGCAAGAUUUCUCUUAUGAAGCACUACAAGAUGACUACAGAGAGUAUUAUAGAGAAGGGAGAAAAAAAGAUAGUGAAGGCAAAAUUAAACUAACAAAGACAGUUGUUGACAUGUCACACAUUCAACCAAAAUUGACAGGUCAAUCCGUUAACUAUUCCCAACAAUACAUGUUUGUAAGACCCUCUCAACCACCACCACCACCCACCUUACAGAUGAUGGCACCUCAGAGAGAUUCAGAAAAGUCAAAUGAUGCAGAAAUGUCCGAGCCAAACAAUUCAUCUAGCACCUCAGCUAAAAACCAGCAAUAUCAGUCUAGUGAAGAGGGUAGUGCUGAUGCCAGUCAGCAGGAGUCAGAUCUAUUUUCAGGAACAUUAGAAGCUAUGUUUGAAUGUCAAAUUUGUAAACAAAUGUUUGUUGCUAAGCAUUUGUUAGAAAUGCAUAUGGUGGGUAUACAUGGUUUUGCUAAUCUUCUGAAUCAUCAGCAGAAGAAGCGACAGCGUGUUUCUCCAGGGGAGGUAAGCCCUGAUUUUGUAGGAGGAAUGCAGUGUGACACUUGUGGAAAGUAUUUCAGAGAUGCUCAGUCUUUGAAAUUCCACAAGUACAACCACAUACUUAGAUUUUCCUGUAAUGUAUGUGGAAAAAGGUUCUCAAGAAGUUGGAAUUUACAUCGACACAGGAAAACUCAUGUGCGUUAUGGGGAAGUCAUCUUGGAUAGUGGGGAAGAUGACAGUAUGAUGGAGAAUAUUUCAGCAGAGUAUGUGGAUGAAAUCAGCUCUGAAAUGGUGGAUCUGACCAGUAAUGUAGAAGAUGAUGCAGAUUCUUCUCUGUCUUCUAUGAAUACAUCACAAGAUAUACCUAGUGAAAAAGGUGAAGAAGAGAAAAAGGAAGAAGAGAAAAGGGAAGAAUCGGCAUCAGAAGAGAAAGAAUCAGCAUUGGAAGAACAAGAAUCAUCAUCAAAAUAAGCAUUCUUUUUUUUUCUUUUUAAUUAGAAAACAUGUAUGUACUUAGGAAAAGCUUUCUUAAUAUGUCCAAAAGAAUGUUAUCAUCAUUUUCAAUGUCAUAUACGACUUAUUUGUGUUAGUUUACAAAAGCCUAAAAUAGAUCAAUGUAGGAAAUUUUCUAUUAAGAGAACAUUUUCUAACACCUGUACAAUAACUAAUGGAAGGUUAUUAAGAAUGUUAUUGUAGGAAUUCUAUCUAUCCAAAACAACUCAGCUAUUUACAAUUCUAUAGGUUGAUGCAGACAUCUUUUUUUCUGUCAUUUUUCAAAACUAUUUUAUGCAAAUGUAUGCCAUAUUUUGUCUGAUUAAAAGUUUUAAUUGUUUGAAUCUUUGCUGCACAUUUUGGAAAUAGUAGACAUUUAAGACUUGUAUGUUUAUUGUCAAAAGAAAGUUUUAAGCAUAUAGGGCUCAUUGAUUAAGUAUGUUUAUCAAUGUACUGUUCAUUGUAAGGUAAGAGCUUUUAUAUUGAGCAUAUUUGGAGAUACUUGAAACUUAAUAAACAAUCCCUUACAUUUUGUAAAUGAGAUGUUUUUCUCACAGCUAAUGGAACUCUUUUGAAGCUUUUUUUAAACAAAAUUAAAUUCCAAUUUGUUCAAAACUUUUCAUUAAAGUUAUAAAUCAUACAAUGUCAGGAUGUUCAAAUAUAUAUUUAUAUUUUAAAAAUGAUUUUUAAGAUUGUUAUCACGAAAUUUAGACUUUGUAUUGUAGGGAAAAUUUUUACAUCAUUUUGAAUUGUUGUUAUCUUAAAAUUUUGUACUUACUGUUUUAUUUCAUUUCCUGUUGAAAUGUGAAAGAAAGGGUUUCAAGCUUUAAAAUGAAAUCAAAUAUUGCUUCAUCAUGCAGUGAUGCUUCAUAUACAUGAUUUUCACUUAUCUUUGUUAUUUUGCACCAAAAUAUUUUUUAAUAUCUUAGCAUACAUGUACUUAAAAUUUCAAAACUCCACAAAAAAUGGGAUAACACAAAAUUAACAGCGCUUAUGGUGAUCAUAGGCUGACCAGUUUAGGUCCUUUGUGGACCUAAUUCAGAUUUCAAAACUUCACUGAGGAAUAUUCAAAUAUCUUGAAAUAACAAGGAAAUAUUUAAACAUCCAUUUCUUCAAAGGUGGAAAUUGAAUUAGGUUUAUCUAUUUUUUUUAUCAACUUUUUAAUUUGUGGUUUUAUUUUCAAUAAGAAAAAGAAAUACAUUAUGAUCCUAGUGAUCUAAUUGGAAUUCAUUGUUUUUAUUGAACCAGUGUUUUAAAGAUGGCUGUCAAAUACUGGUUUUACAAAUACAAGGUGAUUAAAAUGAACUCUGAAUGGGACUUAUCUUUGAAUUUUCUCAUUAUUAUAACGCCACCCAGUGGCCAGGUCAUAUAGCAUUACCAAUGUCCAUCAUUUUUUAACCCAACAGUUGUUUCUUUCUUUAUGCUUGUUGUUAUUCAGUUGGUUUAUAAGGUGAUACUGAUGAGUUACAGAUAUUCAUUUAGUUUGAAUUUUAUUUCAAAUGAUGUACUUGUCACAGAAUUACUGUGUCAUUUUACAGGCCAGGGCAUUUGUGUUGAUCUGACAUGUGUACGAUAGUCUGAAUCACUCUGAAUCUUUAGAAAUUCCCACCAAAAGCAUCCUUCAAAAAUGUCCAAUGGUGAUAUUUAAUAGUUACAAAUUUUUAGUUUUAAUUGAGAACCAAAUAUAUGCAUUCAUACAGUCUACAAUGUGCAUUAUAUUUUUUUUUAAUGUGGAAGUUAUUAGUGCAUUCUCAAGUUACUAAUUUGAAUAAAUAAUCUUUUUAUAGGAAUAAAAAUGUGUGAAUGAGACAACAAAUGUGUGAUUUUCAAACAGUUUGUAUUUGAAUGUGUGUGUAUUAAAAUCAUAUAGAUUUUAUUCCAUUCUGUUAUAACAAGUGCUUUCAUGAUAAAAAAAUUUUAAGAAGGUUUUAUAAAAUAAAUACGUUUUAUAUAAUGAAAAAAAUAUUUGAGGUCUAAUUGAUUUUUACAUCUACAAUGUUUUUCAUGAAUUAUGAUUAUUUAAUUUUUUGCAUGUAUUUAUGAAAAAUUUCCUGUGUAUUGUGUAAUGGUAUUUAGCAAUCACUUUAUUCAAUAUUUAAGAUACCAAACAAUGACCUCAUUCAACAUUUUAGAAGGCAAGUCAUUGUAUUGACAUAAAAAUUAACGACUAUAUUCAAUGUUUUAGAUUGCCAAAUAUAGUACUUUGACCUGUACACAAGUCUAUGUUGUGCAAGCAUUCACAUAGAAUUCGAAACAUUCACAAAAAAAAAAAAGAUUAAUCAGCAUCCUUCUAACAGAGCAAAAAUUCUGAAAAUGUUUAGAUUCAUAUAAUUAGUAGGUGAUAAACCCGUAUUAUGAAAGAAGAAAAAAUAUUUUAGAAAACUGAAUUUUUAAGUGUCUUUCAAGAUAUUUUGAAGAAGUUCAAUGAACUAUAUAAACAUAUAAUCAUAGAAAUAUAUUGAAUAAAAAGAAGAGCAAAAAAUAAAAUCUUGAGCAACAAAAUUAGACCUCAUAAUAUAAUUGAAUCCACAAUAAUCAUGAAAAGAAAUUUGCAAAGAAAGUAGCCAGUUCAACAAAAGGAUGGAGAUUUUAUUAAUGUCAUUAAGUUUUGAAUUAUUUGUUUUGGUUGUAUAUUUAUUUACUCUUGAGUUGUGCGUUCAUUCAUAUCCAUUUAAGACAUUACAAAAUGUAAACCUGAUCAGAAUGAAUGUGUUUUAAGUAGAAAAUAGCAAUAAAGACCACAUGGUGACCUUAAGAUGUCUAUUUUUGUGAACUUUUGUUGUUGGGUUGUAAUUCUACGACAUUUACCCUUCACUCUCCUUUCAUUCAUGCAUAUUUGCUAUUGUAAAGUGGUGCAAUAUCUACAGAUCAUGUUGUAAUGUAGAUAUUAAAAUAUGAACAUGUAGGUGCUAAAUUUAAGAGAACUGUGAGGGUCAGCCCACUGGCCAAUCUAUUAUAAUUUAAAAAAUCUACUUGAUGUGCAACAGUAUAAAGUACCAUACCCAUAACCAGUAUUAGGGUAAGAAUACCAAUCAGAUCCUUAGAUGCUCUACUAAAGCUGUUAGAAACAUUUAGUACUAAAGUAAUAGGUUCAUUCUUUCAAUUUGUAUUGAACUAGGUAUCAUAUACCUAAAAACCCUUGGGUGUACAAUGUAUAUAUUUAGAUUCUUAUUUCAUGUGGAAAAUGGUCAGGUUUACAGUUGUGUUGUAUAUAAAUCACAAUUUUAAUCAUUUUUAUUUUUAUUGCCCCAUUAUGUACAGAAUUGUAUCUAGUCUAUUCAUUUUAAUGCAUGUUUAUUUUGGAUAUUUUACUGGUGUGGGAUAAGAGUAGUUGUGAUAGACAAAAUACACAUUUAUCAUGAAAGGCAUUUUACAAGUGAGAUGUUUGUAAAGUAAUAUAUUUUAUAUAAUAGUGUAUAUUACAUAUACUUGAUAUUGUAUUGUACUUAAAUGGUAUGGGAAUGAGUUGAUUUAUAUAAUGAUGAAUUAUGUAUAUACAAAAUUCAUUACAAUAAUCAGAAAUAAACAUUAAGAUUUA
Molecule: messenger RNA, 5198 nt
Organism: Mytilus californianus (California mussel)
Lineage: Eukaryota; Metazoa; Mollusca; Bivalvia; Mytilida; Mytilidae
Product: zinc finger and BTB domain-containing protein 49-like
Exons: 4
Coding region: 83-1639 (518 amino acids)
Biological process (GO): regulation of transcription by RNA polymerase II
Cellular component (GO): nucleus
Molecular function (GO): RNA polymerase II cis-regulatory region sequence-specific DNA binding; protein binding; DNA-binding transcription factor activity, RNA polymerase II-specific
Source: RefSeq, a predicted model, not a curated record